AUGUCCGAGGACAGCCCUGAACCGUUGACGGCCCUACCGUUCCCUCCCGUCACCGCAGCGCACAUCCUGAACUGUUCGUUUCACACCUGGCAUGCGCUCUUCCGGUCCUUGACCCCGAAAGCCAGACUCAUUCCACUCUCAGAACCAUUCCUGGAAUAUCUGCGUGCCGAUGGUAUCAUCUUGCCCCCAGACAACAGUCCAAAUGAUGCAGACAGUGGCUUUGAGGACGAAGAUGAGGAAGAUCCGUCAGAGCCGUGGACGGCUGUCCACGAGCAGAUCCGGUCGACUAUCGGUGAGCUUGGAGGAAAGGUCGUCCCCAAGCUAAACUGGUCAGCUCCAAAGGAUGCGACGUGGAUGGUGCCCACAAACGACAUGGAGUGCCGAACACCGAACGAUAUCUAUCUCCUCCUGAAGUCCAGCGACUUCGUUACCCACGAUCUGGAACAAGCCUUCGACGGCUGCGUUGAUCAGAUGGAAGUUCCAUACCACCUUGUGCUUCGGAAGUCCUUCAACCUCAAUCCGUCUCUAGAGUUCCGCUGCUUCGUCCGGAACAGAAAGCUCAUUGCCAUCAGCCAGCGUGAGAUGAAUUAUUUUGAAUUCCUUUUCGAGCUCAGACAGUCAUUCAAGGCCAAGAUCCAAGAUUUUCUGGAACUUCUGUCUGGUUUUCCGGACGACAACUUUGUGUUCGAUGUCUACAUACCACCACCACAUGACAGGGUUUGGCUUAUAGACAUAAAUCCGUGGGCCCCGAGAACGGACCCCUUGUUGUUCUCAUGGCUUGAGAUAUUGCAAAUCCCGGAGCCGGAGAAGGAUACUAUCUUCGACCCCGAAUUCCGGCUUGUACAACGUGACGACCCCGAAGCUUAUCAAUUUGCAAGCACGAAAUACAGCGCUCACAAACUGCCGAAAGAGGUUGUCGAUGCGAGUAUGGCUCCCACUGAGAUGAAGAAUAUGAUGGAGGAGUGGAAACGUGUCAUGGAGAAGCAGAUUGAAGAAGACUCAGACGACUCAAGUUGA
Molecule: messenger RNA, 1017 nt
Organism: Capronia coronata CBS 617.96
Lineage: Eukaryota; Fungi; Ascomycota; Eurotiomycetes; Chaetothyriales; Herpotrichiellaceae
Product: cell division cycle protein 123
Exons: 1
Coding region: 1-1017 (338 amino acids)
Cellular component (GO): cytoplasm
Source: RefSeq, a predicted model, not a curated record